Molecule: messenger RNA, 1650 nt
Organism: Chaetomium globosum CBS 148.51
Lineage: Eukaryota; Fungi; Ascomycota; Sordariomycetes; Sordariales; Chaetomiaceae
Exons: 3
Coding region: 1-1650 (549 amino acids)
Biological process (GO): amino acid transmembrane transport
Cellular component (GO): membrane
Molecular function (GO): amino acid transmembrane transporter activity
Source: RefSeq, a predicted model, not a curated record
AUGGCACUCAACACCAGCAACGACAUCGAGAUGAACCCCCUCGGCCGGCUUCACAGCUCCGCAGGCACAAGCAGCUUCUCAACCCACGGCGGUCGAAACCCCUCCGACGCCGGCACCAGGCCCAGCUCCAGCCGCACCGGCCCCCACCGCAAUCACAGGAACAACAACAACAACGGCGGCAGCGGGAUGCAAGCCCGCUUCAACAACUUCAUCGACAGCUUCCGGCGCGAGGACGGCACCGGCGCCGGCAGGGGCAGCAGCUCCUCACGCUUCUCCAUCCACACCAGCCACGCCGACGCCGACACAACCCACGACGAACCCUUCAGCAGCGGGACCCCCGCGGUGCGCAACCACCACGGCGAGCGGUACUACGACCUGCGCACGGCCAACACCAAGACGGCCAGCACGCUGCUGGCGCGCGAGCUCAAGGGCCGCCACCUGCAGAUGAUUGCCAUCAGCGGGUCGAUCGGGACGGGGCUGUUUGUCGCUUCCGGCAAGGCGCUCAGCCAGGGCGGGCCGGCGUCCGUGCUGCUGGCGUAUUUGGUCGUGGGUGUGAUGCUGUGGUGUACCGUGCAGGCGCUGGGGGAGAUGGCCGUGGUGUUUCCUGUGGCCGGGUCGUUUGCGGCGUAUUCGACGAGGUUUUUGGAUCCGAGUUGGGGGUUUGCGAUGGGCUGGAACUACGCCCUGCAAUGGAUCGUUGUUCUCCCCCUGGAGAUCAUCGCUGGCGCGCUGACCAUUGGGUAUUGGAAUCCAGCGUUGGACCCAUCCAUUUUUGUGACUAUUUUCCUCUUCGUCAUUGUUCUUAUCAACCUGGCGGGUAUAAAAGGCUACGGCGAAGCCGAGUUCAUAUUCGCCAUCGUCAAAGUUACCGCCGUUGUCGGGUUCAUCAUCGCCGACGCCUCCGCCAGCCCCUUCGUCCUCGCCAUCGAGAGCGCCGGCGCCACCAUCCUCCCCUCCAUCAUGAACGGCGUCAUCCUCGUCUCCGUCAUCUCCGUCGGCAACUCCUCCGUCUUCGGCUCGUCGCGCACCCUGGCGGCCCUCGCCGAGCAGGGCCAGGCACCACGCAUAUUCGCCUAUGUCGACCGCCGCGGCCGCCCCCUCGUCGCGGUGCUCACCGUCUCGGCGGUCGGUCCGCUUGCGUACCUGGCUAACUCGGACCGCCACGGCCCCGUGUUUGAUUGGUUGCUGGCAGUCAGCGGGCUGAGCACCGUGUUUACGUGGGCGAGUACGUGUCUGGCGCAUGUGAGACUGCGUAAGGCGUGGGCGUACCGCCGGCGGGAGGUGGGCGAGAUGCCGUUCAAGGCACAGGCGGGGGUGUUGGGGAGUUGGCUGGGGUUCGCGUGUAAUUGUUUGGUGCUGGUUGCGCAGGUGUGGGUGGCCAUUGCGCCGCUGCCGAGGGAUGAUGGCGAGGAGUGGGAUGUGAGUAGCCGGGCGCAGAACUUUUUUGUGCAAUGUCUUGCGCUGCCGGUGGUGUUGGUGUUUUGGCUGGGCCAUAAGAUUUGGUUUCGGACGGGGUUUGUAAGGGUGGAGGAUAUGGAUAUUGAUACGGGGAGGAGGGAUUUUGGGAGGCUGGGGGCGAUCAAGGCGCAGGAGGAGGAGGAGAGGCAGAGCUGGCCGAAGUGGAAACGUUUUUAUCGUUUUAUCUGCUGA